Messenger RNA from Solea senegalensis (Senegalese sole), 4063 nucleotides. It is a transcript of the gene pamr1b, whose product is annotated as peptidase domain containing associated with muscle regeneration 1b. Lineage: Eukaryota; Metazoa; Chordata; Actinopteri; Pleuronectiformes; Soleidae. Bases 93 to 3605 code for a protein of 1170 amino acids. Gene Ontology annotation, biological process: proteolysis. Gene Ontology annotation, molecular function: serine-type endopeptidase activity. The transcript is spliced from 14 exons. The record is from RefSeq and is a predicted model, not a curated record.
AGAGAUGGAGAGAAGGGGAGGGAGGCACUGAAGGGCCGAGAGAAGGUGAUGUCAGCUGAGUUCAGAAAGUAAACAGAGUUCCAGACUGCAGCAUGCUGUCUGCGGGACGGGGACUGCAGCUGCAGCUGCUGGGGCAAACCCACCGGGGCACCCGCACAAUCCCCUGGACCAGGAGCUUUACCUCUGGGAAGGAGGGCUGGCUCCUCUUUGUCUCCCUCUUCAUCUUCAUCUCCAUGCCCCAGGGGACAGCCUGGCCGUACGAUUACAGGUACCAGAACAACAACUGCCCAGGCCCAGAAUGGAACGUUAUGUGCAGAGACUGCUGUGAGUAUGAUGUGAUCCGCUGUAAAUGUCCUCUCCAGGGAACUCCAGUGGGCUACGCUGUGCCCUGCUGUCGCAACGCCAUCAACGAGUGUGACCCCUGUAUUUUCCAUCCAGGUUGCAGUCUAUUCGAGAACUGUAAGCGUUGUAACAAUGGGACAUGGGGCCCGAGGGAUGACUUCUUCAUCCGUGGCAAAUACUGCGCCGAAUGUCGCCCCGGCUGGUCUGGUGGAGAUUGCAGGAAGUGUGGGGGAAUAAUCCGCAAGCGGCAGGGCCACUUGGUGCUGGAAAGCUACCCGAACAAUGCCAGGUGUGAGUGGACCAUACAGGUGGACCGUCCCUUUACUAUUGAGCUCAGGGUUAUGAUGCUGAGUCUGGAGUUUCACCAAUCUUGUCGAUAUGACUUUGUGGAGGUGCGAGAUGGCGACAGCAUCAACGCACGUGUCAUCGCUCGUUUCUGUGGGAACAACAGACCUGCCCCAAUUCAGAGCUCUGGCAACAGUUUGCACAUACUCUUCGAGUCUGACGGUUUCAAGAACUUUGACGGAUUCUUCGCCACUUUUCAGGAGAGUUCAGCUUGCAGCUCCUCUCCCUGCCUGCAUGAUGGGACUUGCAUCCUGGACAGUUCCUUCACUUACCACUGUGCUUGUCUGGCUGGUUACACAGGCAAGCGGUGUGAACACGUGGUGGGAUGCCGCAGGCCUCCGGUGCCCACCCAUGGAUCCACAAAGGGUGUGUUUCAGCACUCAGGCGCACGCAUCACUUUCCACUGCGAUCCUGGGUUUGAGCUGCGAGGGUAUCGUUCCGCCAUCUGCCUGAGUGACGGCACCUGGAGUGCCCCUGCCCCAAAGUGUGUGCCAGUGGAAAGAGUCUGCACUCUACCUCCCAAGCCAACACAUGGGGACCACUUCCUGGUUUACGGGCCAAAUGACGUCCUGAUUGCACUGCAGUACCUGUGCUACCAGCCCUAUGAACUCAGUGGGACUGCUCAAAGAACCUGCCUCCCGAACAACACCUGGAGUGGGACUCCUCCUGUUUGCACUACAGUAAAUAACACUCUCACUGAAACAGAAAAGGACAAAGACCACGGCAAAGAAACAGACAGUGACAAAGACACAAACACAACUAUGGAGAAGGGUGAAGAAAACACAACUGGAGAAAAGGAAAGCGUCGGAGGGAAAGACAUAAAUACUGGUCACGAGAAUUCAACAGCAGUUGACAGAGAAGAUACAUAUACUGGGACCAUUCCAGAGGAAUCUGUGGACGUGGAUAGGAAAGAGGGAGAGCCAGAGGAAAGAAAUACUGGGUCAGAGAAACCCAAAGACAAGGUGGAUGGUGAAGACCCAGAUAACAGCCUGAACACAGUUGAAAUGAAAGAACCUGACGUAGCGGAGCAGCCCGAUGAAAAAGGAGGCAGCCCGGACACAAACACUGGACCAGAGAAGACAGACGUCCCGGACAUUGUUGUGAUAAAAGACAAAGGACAAGAACAAGACGAAAGAAAAGAGAAGCAGGUGAAUGGGAAAAAAGAUGCGGGCAAAGUGGGCCCAAACGAUACAAAGCUGAGGACGGUCACGACUGUCGUUGAGAACACGGUGGAGGUUUUUGAGCUGGACAUGACACAGAACCACACAUUCAUAUACGAUGUGACGGAAUCAAAGAAAGUCAAUGACACCAAAGUUUCUCCAGACCCGGGAAGGAAAAGCAUUCCCACAAGGGUUAACAUUACACAGUACACUCUGUACAGGGCUGGAGGUGAGGAAAAUGGGCGAGCGAAGGAAAACCCGACAUUGGAAGAAGAUAAGACCGAUGUGAAUCCUGUCGAGAAAACAGGAGAAGAGUUAGAUAGAGAGAUUCAGGAGAAAGAAAAGGAAAAGGAAAAGGAAGUCAACCAAAGCUUCAAUGAGAAAAGCUGCCCGCCGCUCCCUCGUCUAUACCACGGCUAUCACCAAGUGGUGACAGGGUUGGAGCCUGAAACGGUGGAGCUCCUCUGUAACCACUCCUACGUUCUCAGCGGUGAUUCUCGUCGUACCUGUCAGCCAGAUGGUACCUGGAGUGGCAAACAACCGCUGUGUCUCAGAGCAUGCCGGGAGCCCAAAGUGUCAGACCUGGUUAGACAAAGGGUUCUACCACCUCAGAUUCCAUCCAGAAAGACUCCUGUUUUCAAGCUCUACUCCUCCAUGCUGCGCUCACAGCUGCAGUCAGACGCUCCCACCAAAGGCCCGCCGCUGCACCCACAGUUGCCCCAGGGCUUCCACCAGCUUUACACACACAUCGAGUACGAGUGUGCGUCCCCAUUUUACCACCACUCUGGGAGUCCCCGCCGCACCUGCUUGAAAACAGGGAAGUGGAGCGGGCGUCAUGUGUCCUGCUCACCAGUGUGUGGGAAGCAUCCAACCUUUGACCAAGAGAGGCCAGCAGAGGCUCACUGGCCUUGGCUAGCAGCCAUCUACCGCCGCUCCACCAAUGGCAUAAAGGCCGAGGUAACCAAGGCAGACAGCCUGGCAGGGUCCAUGAAGAAGGAUGGCAGAGCUGGCAACCACAAUCAGGCCUCUGACUGGCAGCUGGUGUGCAGUGGAGCUCUGGUCAACCAAAGGAGUGUGGUGGUCGCAGCUCACUGUGUGACAGAGCUGGGGAAGGUGUAUCCUCUUGAUGUGGCCAAGAUCAAAGUGGUGGUGGGGAAGCAUUAUCGUGACGACCACAGGGAAAGCAAAGGUCUCCAACACCUGAGGGCGGCCUCCAUUAUAGUUCAUCCAAACUACGACCCAAAUAUUCUUGACUCGGACAUGGCUGUGGUUAAAUUACUGGACAAAGCAAGGGUUGGGGAGAAGGUCCUGCCUCUGUGCUUCUCAGAAAGCCACGGAGAAGAGGUGAUCUCGGGACAAGGGCUUGUGACAGGCUGGUCGCCGCUGCCUGAUUUGAGUUUAGGCGCCGACGAGAAGGCGAGGGUUGGGCUCGUUCACCUCGCUGACGUCGUGCCGUGUGAGCAGCAGUAUGCUCACAAAGGCGUGCCAGUCAGUGUUACAGACAAUAUGCUCUGUGCCAGUCAGAAGCCUGACUAUGCACCCUCGAACAUUUGUCCCUCCGACACUGGGGGGAUCCUUGUUUCGCCUGCAAUCCCUGACAACCAACACACACAGGGACAUGGGGAGAGCAAAAAGCUGUGGAGGCUCCUGGGACUGGUAAGCUUUGGUUAUGACCAGGGCGACUGUGAUCCGGCCCUCUACACAGUCUACACGCGUGUAGCCAACUUCAAGAACUGGAUUGAGAGUAAUAUGAAAUAAACAAAAAAAGAAACUCUACUGUCUGACUCACCAGACUUCCUCUAUACUCAACAGGUUCUAAAAUAUCUUUAUAUCUUACCCUUCCUCUCUUUUUGUUUCGUCAGACGAUUGAUCUUUCCUGAUCUUGUUGUUUUUUUUUUGUCUUUUGCACAAGGGCAUUUUCUUUCUAAAUGCAGAGGCAACACUGGACAACACAGUGCUCUAACUGAAGGGGGAGCUAAUGCAUUAGAUGUGCUGGGCAUCACCCUUUAAUGAGACGACUUCUGUGUUCAGGUCUCACAUCCUGAGGUUACAGACUUGAAGAUGACCACAAAACCAUUUCCGAGGGUUUGUAUUGUACUCACUUGUAUGUGUAUAUGUUGUAAUGUACUGAAAUCAUUUCAUCGAUUCAUACCCAUGGUGUACAUAUUGUAGACUGACAAAUGAUGAUGUUUCUAAUAAUAAAGAAGUAAAGACAA